This is a messenger RNA of Fragaria vesca subsp. vesca, 2463 nucleotides long. RefSeq names its product dolichyl-diphosphooligosaccharide--protein glycosyltransferase subunit STT3B-like. The record is from RefSeq and is a predicted model, not a curated record. The coding region runs from base 20 to 2236 and encodes 738 amino acids. Gene Ontology annotation, cellular component: membrane. NCBI's taxonomy places the organism in Eukaryota, Viridiplantae, Streptophyta, Magnoliopsida, Rosales, Rosaceae. The transcript is spliced from 6 exons. Gene Ontology annotation, molecular function: oligosaccharyl transferase activity.
CCAAACUCCCAAUCUCACAAUGGUCCCAAAACCCACCCCGGAUCACGUCAACGGCGGACCCGCCACCACCAAGUCGUCGCCGUCAGAUCUCCUCUCCAACCUCUCCUUCAAAACCCUAAAACUCAAAACAAAACAGCAGGAGCUUCUGAUCCGCGUCUCCAUCCUAUGCCUCGUCUACCUCCUCGCCUUCAUCACCCGCCUCUUCAGCGUCCUCCGCUACGAGUCCAUGAUCCACGAGUUCGAUCCCUACUUCAAUUACCGUACUACCCUCUACCUCACCCAGAACGGCUUCUACGACUUCUGGAACUGGUUCGACUCCGAGAGCUGGUACCCUCUGGGCCGCAUCAUCGGCGGGACCCUCUACCCUGGCCUCAUGGUCACCGCCGCCCUCAUCUACUGGGCCCUCCGCUUCCUCCGCUUCGCCGUCCACAUCCGCGAAGUCUGCGUCCUCACGGCGCCGUUCUUCGCGUCCAACACCACCAUUGUUGCGUACUUGUUCGGGAAGGAGAUUUGGGACACCGGCGCCGGGCUCGUUGCGGCGGCGUUGAUCGCUAUCUGUCCCGGGUACAUUUCGAGAUCGGUGGCUGGGUCUUAUGACAAUGAGGGCGUGGCGAUUUUCGCGUUGUUGUUGACGUUUUACUUGUUUGUCAAGGCUGUGAACACCGGGUCGCUGGCUUGGUCGUUGGCCUCGGCGUUCGGGUACUUCUACAUGGUUUCGGCUUGGGGUGGUUAUGUGUUCAUUAUUAACUUGGUUCCUAUUUAUGUUUUGGUGCUGUUGAUUACGGGGCGGUACUCGAUGAGGUUGUAUGUGGCUUAUAAUUGCUUUUAUGUUGUGGGGAUGUUGCUGGCUAUGCAAAUUCGGUUUGUUGGGUUUCAGCAUGUGCAGUCUGGGGAGCAUAUGGGUGCCAUGGGAGUCUUCUUCUUGAUGCAGGUGUUCUAUUUCCUUGAUUGGGUUAAGCAUAUGCUAAGUGAUACAAAGAUGUUCCAAGCCUUCCUAAGGAUCACUGUGACCUGCGCAGUAGGUGUUGGUGCAGUUGCUUUGGGAGUUGGCACUGCGUCUGGGUAUAUCUCUCCAUGGACAGGCCGGUUUUAUUCUUUGCUAGAUCCAACAUACGCAAAGGAUCACAUUCCGAUUAUUGCAUCUGUCUCUGAGCAUCAGCCAACGGCGUGGUCAUCAUUUAUGUUUGAUUUCCAUAUCUUGCUCUUCCUUUUCCCUGCCGGUCUCUACUUUUGCUUCAAGCGAUUGUCUGAUGCCACGAUAUUUAUAGUUAUGUAUGGUCUUACAAGCAUGUAUUUUGCUGGUGUCAUGGUUCGGUUAAUUCUUGUUGCCACACCUGCCGUUUGUCUUAUUAGUGCCAUUGCUGUCUCUGCGACUAUAAAGAAUUUGACACAGUUGGUAAGAGCUAAGGACAAGAUUCCCCAGACUGGUUCUACCAAAGGAGCCAGUAGUGCAAAGGGUUCUUCUAAGGGUUCAAUUGAUCAAUCUCAGCCUUUUCAAAAAAAUGGUGCCAUUGCCUUACUUUUUGGUGCAUUUUACUUGCUCAGCAAGUAUGCAACCCAUUGUACCUGGGUCACAUCUGAGGCAUACUCGUCUCCAUCAAUUGUCCUUGCUGCAAGGGGUGCUAAUGGGAACAGGGUCAUCUUUGAUGAUUAUCGUGAGGCAUACUAUUGGCUUCGUCAGAAUACUCCUCCGGAUGCUAAAGUGAUGUCAUGGUGGGAUUAUGGCUACCAAAUCACUGCAAUGGGAAACAGAACUGUUAUAGUUGACAACAAUACCUGGAACAAUACACACAUUGCUACUGUUGGGCGGGCAAUGUCAUCUUAUGAAGAUGAGGCAUAUGAUAUAAUGAGAUCGCUUGAUGUGGAUUAUGUUCUAGUUGUGUUUGGUGGUGUUACUGGUUAUUCUUCUGAUGAUAUUAACAAGUUUCUGUGGAUGGUGAGAAUUGGGGGUGGAGUAUUUCCUGUAAUUAAGGAACCUGAUUACCUUGUUAAUGGAGAAUAUCGUGUUGACAAAGGCGCAGCUCCAAAGAUGUUGAACUGUCUCAUGUACAAGCUGUCUUAUUACAGAUUUGGAGAGCUGACUACAGAGUAUGGCAAACCUCCUGGGUAUGAUCGUGCAAGGGGGGUUGAAAUUGGAAAUAAGGAUAUCAAACUCGAAUACUUGGAAGAGGCAUUUACAACGUCCAAUUGGAUUGUUCGUAUUUAUAAGGUCAAGCCACCAAAUAAUAGGUGGUAAGAGGUGGUUUCCAUGUUGCCCCGCAGGACCAGGACAGUAAUGAUAGAAGAUGGAGGAUGAGAGCUUCAGACUUUAAAUAUAGUUUAGUGUAGCGAAGCGAAACAUAAUUUUCUUUAGAGUUGGUUGGUUUGUAGCACUCAAGGCUAAGGCUCUGACUUCCUGAUUUGGAACCCUUACUUGGACGACCAUCUUUUUGCCUCACUAAGUUACAACGGUUAUUUUCAUUG